Molecule: messenger RNA, 3140 nt
Organism: Entelurus aequoreus (snake pipefish)
Lineage: Eukaryota; Metazoa; Chordata; Actinopteri; Syngnathiformes; Syngnathidae
Product: SH3 domain-containing protein 19-like
Exons: 22
Coding region: 398-3046 (882 amino acids)
Molecular function (GO): protein binding
Source: RefSeq, a predicted model, not a curated record
UCAUACGGCGUCCAAAUGGUGAUUUGUCCUGUGGAAGACAACACACACACACACACACACCUCCAACCUGAGCAUCAACAUGACAUCAUCCUGAGGAACCCUCCACUUGGUAUGCACCUAUGAGGAGAAAGGAGAUGGUUACAUUUAGGGCCCAAAAUAAAUGAAGAAUGACCUCCGAAGAUGAGGUGCACAAAUUGUUGGAAGACUUUGAAACAUCCUCCCAGCUAACUUGGAGGAAGUUAGAAGUGAUCCAAACUCUGGAUGUCAGGACACCUUCAGGGCACAAGCGAGGGACUUUGCAGCGACCAAUCAAAUGAGCUGUGGGGGGCGUGGUCAUCCUGCUCUGCACUAGGGUUUCUCAACUCGAGCAUCUAUAAAAGUGCAUGGAUGGAGACUGAUGGCGGAAGUGAGGCGAGCGGCCGAGUGGGCGGGGCGUCCUGAUCUGCACCUGGAAGAAGAUCAUUUCCACGGAAACACAGCAGGUUGUUUGCACCGCAGGCGACCGCAGAUCGUCGUCACCUCAGCACAACCCGUGGACGCCGACAGCCGCUUCUCAGCGUCGUCUGACGUCUUUCCUUGGUCCUCUCCGGCCAGCUGGUCUGCGGGCAUCCAGGUCCAUGCCAAGCCCCCGCCGUCCUUCAAGCAGGUGUUCAAAGAGAAGACCAGAGAGAAUGAUGUCGUCCAGCCCAAGGCAGCCCCCCGCCGCACCACCCAGACCCACCCUGUGAGGGGUAAAAAACCCCAAAAACCACCAAGACCAUCCUUGCCCAGACCGGUGGUUAGAGAACAAUCUGGUCCACGAGAGUCAGAAGAGAAAUGUUGUGAUCGGUGGUCCAGAUCUGUCACUGUGCACUGGAGCUCUCCUACAACACCAACACCUUCUCCUCCAGACUUGAGACCAACCCCAGUCCCACUCCCCCGCAUUAAGUCCAAAAGACAGCCAGCCACAGAAGUUAAAAUCCAGACUUUAGUCCAACUCGAUGACGUGGACAGUGAAGUGGCCUCGGGUGCUGAUGCUGAGUCUUCAAGUAAAUAUUUGAAGGAGCUACUGGAGGUCUUUGGUGAGGAGAACCCAGAUGUUCAAUCAGUUGAGGAAGCGGCUGAUGGCGAGAUGAAUGGAAACCACAAUCAACGAAAUAUGCAAGCUAGAAUCCAAGCCUUUGAGAGCCAGACCGGCCCAGAGGAUGGAAAUGUAGCAGAACCUACCAAACCUCAGCCUCUUCCCAGAAAGACCCCCAAGUCGCCGGUGUCUUCUAAACCUCCCGUGGCUGUCAGGUCGCAGUUCAACCACAGCUUGGACCAGGAUGUUCAAAAUGUAGCUAGAGAACCCCCCAGUCCGUCGACGGAAUUCAAGCCUCGGCUGCCCCAGAAACCGGCCACGGGCAAGCCUGUGCAUGCCGACUUAGAGACUUUGCUGGCGAAGGGUGGUCCCCCUUACGGGUCACGUCCGUUGUUGACCAAAGACUACAGCAUCCACGAGGAGGAGCAUCCUAUACCGGUUCCUGUUCUUCCACCGAGGAGUCCUGUCAAGUCACCCAAAGAACCACUGAAGGUCAACCUCAACAUCAACAACCACAACUCAACCUCCAACUAUAGCGAGAUGGACUAUGUGGAAAGUCCAAGUUCAAGUCCUGCUCCUGGCAACCUGCACCGUGCAGAGUCUGUAUCCAGACCAGGUGUGGCCAGAAGACCCACCACCAUCAGGGUGCCCUCUCUGACAGAGAGCCUGCAGGGUAACGCUCCUCCACUUCCUGCCCAGAGGCCCGUAGGCUCCCUAACUUCCCCAAGCGUCCCCAAACAGAAGUCCUUACCCAGCAUGCCUGUGCAGGCAUCUUUCACCGACAAGUACGCCGCGUCGCCGCCAACUCGGGCGCAAAGUCUACGAAAAACCCCGCCGCCGCGCCCACCUCCGGCCAAACCCGGACCAGGACGACCCCCGCCGCCUAAGACCCAAACGCAAAAACCCUCCAGGCGAAUACCCAUGCUGCCCCCGAGACCCACCCCGGGCCAGCGUCUCUACAACAAGUACACGCUUCAACUGCCUCAUGGGAUCGCCGCCUCGGAUUUCGGCGGCGACGCCGCAGGAGAACUGUCCUUCCAGAAAAACCAAGUUGUGCUCCUGCUGGACGAGGUCAACCAGGACACGUUCCAGUGCCAAGUGGGAAACGCCCGAGGUCACGUCCACAAGUCUCGCCUGCAAGUCAUCACGCCGCUGCACGCCGACUUCCACGUGACGCCGUCGCAGGCUUCAAAUGUGCUGAAGGUUCAAGCCCUGCAUGACUUCACGCCAGAGGGUGAAGGAGAGCUGGCUCUGCAGGCAGGAGACAUCAUCAGCAGGGUGGAGAAGGUGGACAGUGAAUGGUACAGAGGCUGCCUGCACAACUCCACUGGAUUCUUCCCUGUCAGCUUCGUACAAGUACUGUCGGAGGCCUCGUCUGAAAGGAAACCAGAAGUAAAAGUCAGUGGUCCAAGAUGCGUGGCCAGGUUUGACUUUGAGGGCGGGAGCAGCGAGGAGUUGACCUUCUCAGAGGGCGACGUGAUCCAGCUGAAGGAGUACUUGGACCAGGAGUGGGCCAGAGGACAGAUGGGCGGCCAUACUGGAAUAUUCCCUCUCAACUUUGUCCAAGUCCUGGAACAUCUCCCACAGCAGCACCGAGUCCUGGAACAUCUCCCACAGCAGACUACAAGGAUAGCACUUCCUGGCAUGGCGGAUCCUCCCCGAGCAGAAGCGGUCCAACCGGCUCAGGUAGCCAACUUUGACAUCAGCCAGGAGUGGAGCAGCGGGCGACACAAUGGCAGAGAAGGCAUCUUUCCCACAGCGUUUAUGGAGAGAAUAAAGACGGGGUUCCUGGGUGAGCAGUCUGAAGGUGACGGUGGCGUGCAGGGCAAGGCCAUGUAUGACUUCACCGCCGACUGUGAUGAGGAGCUGUCCAUGCAGGUUGGAGAUGUGAUAGACAACCUGGAGGUCCUUGAUGAUGACUGGUUCCUGGGUGACUUGAGGGGGAGACGGGCCUUGGUACCCAGAACUUACGUUCAAGUUAUCUGAGAGCUCUUAAUGACGUGCGGUAUUUGAAUACUAACCUUAGUCUUUGUAUUUGUGAGCAAUAGAUGUAUAAUAAAAUGGUAAAACAGCACCAUCU